Messenger RNA from Sabethes cyaneus, 990 nucleotides. RefSeq names its product galectin-4-like. NCBI's taxonomy places the organism in Eukaryota, Metazoa, Arthropoda, Insecta, Diptera, Culicidae. The transcript has 3 exons. Gene Ontology annotation, molecular function: carbohydrate binding; galactoside binding. The record is from RefSeq and is a predicted model, not a curated record. Bases 128 to 601 code for a protein of 157 amino acids.
GGUUGUGCCUUCAUCGAAUGAAGACUUUCUAGUGCCCGUAGAAAUUAGUGCUCGGAAGUGGCCUCCCUCGCGUUGUGUAGUUUUUUAGUGUAAUCAUUUUGUUCCUCUGUGUAUAGCAGCUAGUAGAAUGAGUUCCCGUCCUUUCGUGGCUCAGUUUCCUCGAAGUCCCCAGUAUGACGAUGAGAUUCUGAUACGCGGAAAACUUAAAAAUAAUGCCAGAACGUUUUCUGUCAACUUCUGUCUGCCUCGACCCGACCAGGUACCCGCCGAGCAAACACCUCCGCACAUUGCCUAUCACUUUAAGACCAUCUUUCACGACGACGGCAGCAGUGCCGUGAUUCACAAUUGGAAAAAUAUUGUUUGGCAGGCCGAGGACGUUGUGGAGAACUACUGGUUAUUCGACCGUAAUGAAAAAUUUACGCUUAUCUUUCGAUUCCAUGAGGAGGUUUUUAAAGUAUUCGCGGAAGAUACGCAGCACACACCGGAGUACGAAUUUGCCCAUCAGCUUCCAUUAAAUAUGGUUCAAUCGAUUGAACUGUGGGAUGAUAUCGAGUACGUGGAGGAGAUAGCCUUCAAGUAUAAGAAUCCGGGAGGUGACUAAACAAUUGGUAGCCGGUACAGAGCAGCAAUUUUGCGAUUGUUUACACUUUGAACACGGAAUUGUUUUAACGGGCAGCAUACGCGGCCAAAACCGAGGCAGCGUUUAGCACGUCUUCUAGUCAUUUGAAAAACCAUGAUAUCAUACAGUAUCGACUGCUUCAUCAAGUACCUAUCUAAUAUAACCAAUAUAACGAAAACGAAAUAAGCAGCAUUUCUACAAACUAAGAAAAAGUGUAGCUGUACCGCUACCUGUCGCACCUGCCUUGUUACAGUAUGCCUCGUCAAUCGAAUUUUACCGCGCAAACAAGCACAAUACGCUUUUAUCAAUGGUCUAUCAUCAGUAUGAGAAGUUUUGUGUGAAUAAAAGUAUUUGAAGAAACGGUUGCUGUA